Molecule: messenger RNA, 1620 nt
Organism: Stylonychia lemnae
Lineage: Eukaryota; Ciliophora; Spirotrichea; Sporadotrichida; Oxytrichidae
Source: the annotation of a GenBank genome assembly
AUGAAAGCAACCUAGCAACCAAAAAGAGAAUCAUUUAACUUUCAAGAUGACUGUGAAGAUUAUGAUGAAGGCCUAAUUAAUGAGGAGCAUGAUGAUCAGAGCAUGCGCAAUUAUGUUUUUAAACACAAAGGCUCACUGCUACAAAACACUCCUUCUAGCAGUAAAAUUGCCGGCAGAAAUGUAUUCUUCAAUUAAAAUAUCGGCAACAACAGUGAACUUAUCAUUGAAAGUAUUGAAACCUCCAGGAAAAAAUCGUAUAAUAAUAACGACAAGGAAAAACCUAAAGACUCAGAUCUCAAUUACUUCAACUUGAUUAAAGAACAAGCUAAACUCUUGACUCUGUAAAAUUCAUUAAAAAAUCCUUUCGGAUAAGUUCCAGAUCCAACAAUAGCUAUAAUCGCACAAGCCACCUUGAAUAAUGAUUAUAGGAAUUAAUCACCGAAUAUCAAUAAUAAAUAAAAGUUGGAAUCUCUCAUGGAAAAUGGAAAUUCUUUAUAAAUUGAAGCAAACAUGAGUUUGAUCUAAUCAAAACUCAAUAAAUUUAGUCAUAAUGAUGAAGGCUUUAACAUUGAAGGAAGAAAAUUUUAAAUUUAGGACAUGUCACUUGAUAGAAAUAAUCCAAUUGAAUUUAAAAAGAAGGAGCAAGAACAAAUUGAAAAUUUUUAAUAGCUGUAGAAAAUAAAUAUGAGUAACUCCAAACUAAAAUCUAGCGAAAGCGAUAGUAGUAAAUCUAAAUAAACGAGCAAAGAUGUUACACCAUGCUCAAAUACUCAAUAAAAUUAUGGAUUAAUGGCUAAAAUUAGAAAAGACAUUAUCAAAAAUAUUGAGAAGUUAUUCUAAGAGCUCUCUAUAAAAGAUUAUUAUUUCAGGGUGCAAUGUUUGAACACACUAGACUCAUACAUGUAGUAUAACUAAAAGGAAAUAAUUGUUGAGCAGAUUAGAUUGAGUAACACUACUACUUAAUAUGAUAGCAUUAUCAUGGUUGGACUUGCAUGUGUAGUAAUCUAAUGGAACAAAGAGAACAUAAAUGAAUCAGAAUUAAAUAUUGAAAAAGCUUUUGAUUCUAUUGAUGUACCCUAAAAGUUUAAGACUAUUGAGUAUUUGAAUUUGACCCAGGAGAAAAUAGUAAAUGUUCUAGAAAAUAAAUAGCAAACAAAAUAGGAUAAUUUUAUAAAUCUGUGCUAUGUAACAAUAAUGUCUUGCGCAAUUGAAUAAGAAGUUAACAGAAAUAAGGCUAUCGAUGAUUUUUUAGAAAUAUAGUCUGAGGAAAGUGAAGAAACUAGGUAAAAAUCUGAUUAGAGGGAGGCUCAAAACUAGAUAAUAGCAGAAAUCAAAGAAGAAAUAUUUACACAGUUUUUGAAGGGUCUCUACAUCUAGUUACUUGAAACAAAUUCUAGUGAAGUAAACAUCAAUUUGUCGUUCUAUUAAUCAUAACUGUUGCUAAAAGCAUUGAACAUGGCUAAAAUGAAAGUCAUGAUGAAUAUGUACCUUUAAAAUGUGCAUGGGGAAAAUCUUCAAUCACUAACAAGGUUAGACACUAAUAACGUAGCGUACAUAACCUAAGUUUUUAAUCAGUUGUAAGCCUACUUUGAGACCUUACACCAAUAAUCAUAAGAUUGA